AUGCCGAGCUCUGACGCCCCUUGGGUGCUCUUUGAGUAUCCACCAGCCCCAUCGACGACAGCAGCAAUCGCCACCGACAGUUUUAAGAAGCAACACCUGGACACCGCCUUCAGUGGGCACGAGAGCAGUGGUCUCUGCACAGCUCUAAGCCGCUAUUUCUUCACCAUGCAGGAGCUAGCAAUUCUCGUCGAUGGCUACGAGGCGAACCGGCGGGCAAUAGAAAGUCGAGGAGAGGGUCCCCGAGGGUCCCAAGCCAAACACAGGGCCUGGGACAACAUCACGGCAACAUUAUUUGCUGUCUUGGGGAUCGUUCGAACGCCCGCCGAGGUUCGAAAGAAAUGGUGCGACGUCAAGAGCGCCAUCAAGGCACGAGAUGAACAGCGAGACAAUCCCUUCAUUGCAGAGCUGUCAAUACCAGGACCCAGCAACAUGGCAUAUGAAGAACUCGAAGAAGGCACCUGCGAUGCCAUCAGAAAUGUUCCGUCUAGUGCCGGGUCAAGCCAGGAAGACGGGGACAGUGCAACAGGUGAGCCACAGCAACGCAGCAGCAGCACUCCACGGCGGCGACAGCAACGACGCAGCUACACAAGUGAGAAGCUAUUUACAUAG
Molecule: messenger RNA, 609 nt
Organism: Rhipicephalus microplus (southern cattle tick)
Lineage: Eukaryota; Metazoa; Arthropoda; Arachnida; Ixodida; Ixodidae
Source: RefSeq, a predicted model, not a curated record